AUUGUAACUUUGAUCUUAAAAAAAGUGACCGUCUAAUAUAUUUUCAAAAAAAAUUGGCUCCUUAAUAAAUAUAUAUCUAUCCUUAACAUUGCUGUUGCAUAGUGUGGUUCACUUCACUUUUCAACUCACCGACUUCGUUUCUCAUCAAGGUUUUGCCACACAAGCUUUGAAAAUGGGUCGUGGUGUGAGUAGUGGUGGUGGUCAGAGUUCUCUGGGUUAUCUCUUUGGUACCGGAGAGCCUACCAACAAUGCUCAACGUGCAACUAAUCAAGUUGAACCUUCAAGUGGCGGGCGUUUGCAAAAUGCUACUGUUUCUCCACCAGCUACUAUUGCUUCACUAGCUGGCGUUGCUUCACCCGUUAGGGCUGCUUCACCACCGAUCGAUAAGGAAACUCCAGCCGGUAUUCCUGGGAGUCUCAAGAACAAUUACCAUCGGGCCGAUGGACAAAACUGUGGCAACUUCCUCACUGAUCGACCCUCGACCAAAGUUCACGCUGCCCCGGGUGGUGGAUCUUCCUUAGAUUAUCUCUUUGGCGGUCCAGCUCCAAGUAGUAAAUAAUUUACCACUGUGACAGUAAAAUAAUGUUUAUCAUUCAAACCUACCGGUGUAAAGUAGAUGUUAUUGUUGCUUUAUGUUUAGACCAGUGGAUCUGUUUCUUGUGCAAUGCAAGUGAACCUUUGACAGUGUUGGAGUGGCUUAAUGGAACUAAGCUGUUUCGUUGGCCCUUUGUGCAAUUGUGUUGGUUUCUGUUAAGGAAUUUAUAUUGUAUGUAUGAGCUUUAGUAGCUCAGAAUUAUUCUGUUAUCUUUAUGUGUGUUGAUAUCAUAAUAUUAACUCUGUUUCAAUCAAUUAUCAUUUUGCCA
Messenger RNA from Vicia villosa (hairy vetch), 863 nucleotides. Its product is annotated as protein SPIRAL1-like 3. Bases 173 to 559 code for a protein of 128 amino acids. Gene Ontology annotation, biological process: cortical microtubule organization. The transcript has 3 exons. NCBI's taxonomy places the organism in Eukaryota, Viridiplantae, Streptophyta, Magnoliopsida, Fabales, Fabaceae. The record is from RefSeq and is a predicted model, not a curated record. Gene Ontology annotation, cellular component: cortical microtubule, transverse to long axis.